Molecule: messenger RNA, 4581 nt
Organism: Pygocentrus nattereri (red-bellied piranha)
Lineage: Eukaryota; Metazoa; Chordata; Actinopteri; Characiformes; Serrasalmidae
Gene: dbf4b
Product: DBF4 zinc finger B
Exons: 12
Coding region: 148-2802 (884 amino acids)
Biological process (GO): regulation of cell cycle phase transition; positive regulation of nuclear cell cycle DNA replication
Cellular component (GO): Dbf4-dependent protein kinase complex; nucleus
Molecular function (GO): zinc ion binding; nucleic acid binding; protein serine/threonine kinase activator activity
Source: RefSeq, a predicted model, not a curated record
UGAAAAGGCUACGGCGGAGGCAGAGUCGAAAUCAUGGAUUAAUGUUAAGUUUACUCGUUUAUAACCGCGCAAAACACCGGUUUCCCCUCUAGGCUGGAUCCCUGGCCACCUUCUCCUGCGAGGACGGCGUUUCCUGAAGGCGAGGUAAUGAAGCGCGGUCUGCUGGUUGGUUCUUUAACCCCGGGGCUCCGUCCACUGGAGCGAAAGUUGUUCUAUCUGGACGAGGUGAAGAACCGCCCAUCAAGCGUCAUCACUGAGAUCAUUGGUCGUCUCGGAGGGAAAGUGGAGAGUUUCCUCCACAAGGAUGUGAAUGUGGUCAUCACAGGCAACAGAGAGGCCCUGACCGAUGGGCCUGACCGAUUGGAGCGCUCUCCAGCUGCAUCAGGAAAGGCCGAAGUCGAAGCUGUGGGUUCACCUUGCCUUCAGAGAGAGGGUGGGAGCAGUGCUCAGCGCCCAGGGACACCAAGACCACCAGUGUAUGGUAGCCGAGGAAAGGCCUUGCUGGAGAAAGCCAUCCGUAAUAAUGAGAAGUCUCAGGGCAGUGUGCUGACCAACGCUCGCUCCUGGGGAGUGAAGAUCGUGGGUGUAAACCAUUUCCUGAAGUUUGUAGAUCAGCUGUCUGCUGAACUUUCUGCUCAGAGAAGCAAGAAGAUUCAGCAGAAGAAAGCAGGUGAAUCUUCAGGGCCGCGUGUUGUCAAAGCAGGUGUUCUUAAAGCUGACUUCCUGAAAGUAGAGGACUCCAGCAGGAAGUACAGGCCACUGCAUGCCCAGAGUCUGAGUUUCCCCACGCUGAGAUACACGGGCAGGUUCAGUCCUUUUGAGCCUCCCGCACCACCACGGCCUGAGAAAAGAAAGGAUGGCGAACUCAGCAAGAACAAGCUCAGGAAGAGCGAAGAGCCCAUCAGUAGCUCUGAUCAACCCUUCGCUCCACUUCCACAAACACCUUCUCCCAAACGCCCACGCAAAAAGAGCUUGGGCUACUGUGAAUGCUGCCAGAUAAGCUACAAGGAUCAGGAUGAGCACUUGCACUCGGAUCUCCAUCGUCGCUUUGUGGAGGACAUUACUAACUAUGCUGUUGUAGACCAGUUGGUGGCUGGCUUGGUUGUUGAUUUUUUGUGUCGUCAGGAUCAGCAGGAUAACAAACAGCUAAUGAGGUUGUCAAGCUAUUCUCCAGCACAUUUAACACAUUCUGCAGAGAUGGAGCUACAGACAAAAAGUGAAACAGAAGGAGUCCCCCUGACUACUUUGAACCACAGUUCUGAUCAGCUUUCAGCACACAUAAUUGCAGGCACUGUGAUGGUCCAACAAGGCUUUGGACCUGUUUAUGAUGUGCCACUUCAGCUGCAGGAACCUGGCUUAGAUGCAUCACCUCAACCUUCCAUUGAAGCCAAGUCUGUGGAUGAUGAAGUAAAUGGCCAUCUAGUCUUAGAACCUAAAUCUGAAACUCCUAUUCCUGAUCCCUGCCCAAAAGACAUUUCUUGUUCAAUUCCAGACAAUGAACCUGUACCACAAAUUCCAAGCUAUGUUUCAUAUACUCCAGAGAGGUUUUGGUUGGAUGAUCUCGAAGCCAGUACUUCAAAGGAUCUGGCACAGAUUGACUGUGCCUGUCCAGGACUUUUACCUAGCCCAGGUCUUUCACAGCAGCCAAAUCAUGAUGAGCCUAAGCAUUUGUCAGCUUGCUCAAACAGUCCCAAACAGCAGCACAGUAAUUGCCAUGAUGGAGAAGCUGCUGUGGAUGAGCAAGGAGACAUCCUGAUGGUGGGGGAACAUGCAGAAUUACCUUCAAAUAUAAAUUUGACAGGAAGCGCUGAGAGAAAGUCCUUGGUGGAUGUCUCCUCUUGCUCUGCAUCACCUUGUUAUUCCAUGUCAGCCAAAGUGAACCCUAGAAAACGUAGCAGGUCCUUCACCCUCAGCCCCAAGGUUUCCAAAAAGAUGAGGACUAACCAAUGGUCAGAUCCCACCCAUAAGAACAGUGCUGUCAGUGUAGCAUAUGAUUAUGCACCAUUUGUUUGUUCUGGACUGCUGUCCAUGGCAGAGAAAUGUGAUGAUGUCAAGGAGGCAAAUGAUUCUGAUAAAUGUAAACUUGUAACUCGCAAGCAAGAUUUGCUGCCUGAUCCUCUUACGUCAGGACAGGUUUGUUCCCUCACAAACGUAGCUAUUCCAGAGGGUCAUCCGUCUUUCCAGCAAGAUCAACACAGCAACUGUGGAACUCCUGAUGACCAGGUAACAGAACAGUACCCAAAUGGGUCACCCCAGUCGGAAUCCUCUGUUGUUGGUGAUGAUGAAGGUGAUCGAGCACCAGAAUUGGGUCCUCCUCAACUGUACCCAUUUUACUAUGAUGAUAUCCAAAAGCAGCAACUUUCUUUUCUUGACCCUCCAAAUCUUGUCCCUGCCAUCCCAUUUCCUUCUCUUCCUGAGAAGGUUGCCCAACCCCUUGCGAGUCAGGCAUCCAGUGCAUCCCUUCUUUCCCAGUCCUGUUCUUCUGUUUGCAUCGAGUCUGCUCUCGUCCCAGACUUUACUUUUUCAGACCCAGAGUCAGACUGGGACUCCGGCCUUCUCUCCCGCUUUGCACCUGCAGUCCACCUCCAGCCACGAGAAGGGCGAUGUGAGCUCGACCUGGGACUGUUGCUGCAGAGGUCAUGUGCCGGAAUGCAGGAUGGAAGCUACACAUCGCAGUUGUGUUCUGUGCUGCAGCCCACCAUCCCCUCUUCCACAGGUUUUGGAGACGCAAUAAAUCUAAAUACUCUUUACAGACCUAUUGAAACAACGGACAGAUGGAUAAUUCAGAGUCUGGGAGUGUAGUUUGUGAAACUGAAUCUGUCAUGACAUACCUUCCCCAAUGGUAAAUGUGGUAGGCUAGUCUUAUUUUUGCUUAGCAGUCUUCUGUAGGCAUAUCUUGGGAAGACCUUUUCCUCUUAUAUCAUGGAUGCUUUGUCAUCUCGCUCUGUCGUGGGCCUGAGGAACCUUUGCAGAAUAGGUCAAGGAAACCAAGUUGUGCUAAGCAGUUUUUUGCUAACAUCGCACACCUAGGCAGCUUUUGGAACCCUAGCAAUUGCUUGAGUCUUUACAGAGUAAAGAGCACUUAUGAGACAUUACAGCAUCUCGAUCAUGUUUCACCAAAAACAUCCAGUAAUUUCAGUCACUAGUAGCUAGAAAGGCGGACAAAUACAUAAACAGCUGUGUACACUGUUCGGAAAUUCUGGUGUCUGUUCCUCAUCCUGCCUGAUUAUCAGAAUGCUUAGAGUGCUUCUUCUUUCCACACCUCCUCUGUUGACCUUUUUGCUGGCCUGAACAGUGAACGCCUCUACCCCUCAUUGUCCUGCAGGUUCACUCUAGUCUUUUCAUCAGCAGUAUCCGGGAACAGGCGCUGGUAUUGAGAAUUUAAUGAGGCUUCUCCGGAGGGGGCAUUACUCAAUUAGUUUAAGUGCUGUGUCUGGCCCAAUUCCCAUUUACAGCCAGUGGUGGUGGAAUGGAGGUACAGGAUGUAGGGGAUAUACCGUCAAGUCAGCAGUGUCCCAUUGCUUUAACUGCGAGUAGGACAGCCAAACUUAGAUAACGGAGGAUGAAUUGAUGCGUCUGUCCUUUAUUGAAUGUCUUUGUGUUUCUUGGAAGUCACUGUGAAGAGCUGCAGUUUGGGAUUCUUAUGAAAUAUGCAGCGAAAGGCAGAGUGUGAUGAAUGUUGGCACAGACAGAUGAAUUUUAUUGCAUGUACUUUAAUGUAUGUUUGCUAUAAAUGGGGAAAGUAUUAACUGUAAAUAUGAAGUAUUGCUCAUCACUCUAGGCAGUGGGUUCUCUGGAAGAAGCUUAAAGGCAUGUUGACGUUUUAAGAUUUACCAAAUUUGGGACAAGUUAACUGUGUGAGAUGGUACAAAGAUCCUUUAAACACACUAUCAGAGUUUAUCUACGUAUUUUUUCAAUAAAUGUUUCUACAUCAAGUAAAUAAGAAGGUCCCUAGGUUCGGUAUAUAAUGUGCUUGUAGUAAAAAAUCUCCUUCGCUACUGUGCAUUCAAAAGGGUGUCAACCAAUACUGAUUUAAACAUUACAGUUGCUUUGAAACUGUUAUGAUGUCUGUGAAUUUGCUCUUGGUGGCUUGUGUUUAACUCAAAUUAAUCCUGGUUCAUGAAUCAAUAUUUCUAAAUCCUUAUUAAGGGAAAUCUGUACAGUAGCCUUUUGGGGUUUGUCAAGUGGUUCCCCAUUUCCAUAGAUAGUCUUUAUUAACUUUACCUUGUAGGUGUUUUUUUUAUAUAAUGUUUGUUUGGGACAAACCAUCAAGAUUUUGACUACUUCUCUCAAGAAUUGAGGUGCAGCUAAGUACAAGGCAUUAGAAGUGCAGCUAAUUUUUAAGUGUGUUUUUUUUCUGAGAUGUGAAAUUUUAUUUUUUGCUUUUUGAGAUUUUAUUUUUGAAAGGUUUUAAGUAACAUUUGAGACUUUCUAACAAACUUGUUGGAUUUGUAUUGGGUCUGUUUUAUUGUUUUAUCUGCGGAAUUUGAAAAUUCAUUAAAAUCUGUGGUGAUGUCUUGCAUAAGCUUUUAAAAAUUGUUUUGUCAUUGCAAAACGGAAUAUAUAAAAACGUUUAUUCAU